Molecule: messenger RNA, 1870 nt
Organism: Hippocampus comes (tiger tail seahorse)
Lineage: Eukaryota; Metazoa; Chordata; Actinopteri; Syngnathiformes; Syngnathidae
Gene: myf5
Product: myogenic factor 5
Exons: 4
Coding region: 60-776 (238 amino acids)
Biological process (GO): regulation of transcription by RNA polymerase II; skeletal muscle cell differentiation; positive regulation of myoblast differentiation
Molecular function (GO): protein dimerization activity; DNA-binding transcription factor activity, RNA polymerase II-specific; RNA polymerase II cis-regulatory region sequence-specific DNA binding
Source: RefSeq, a predicted model, not a curated record
GGGGCCCGUGGGCAGCGGACCCCUCACAUCCCUCAGAGGUGGCCUCCGCUCCCAUAAGCAUGGACGUCUUCUCCACGUCGCAGCUCUACUACACCGCCCCGUCGCCGGACGCCCUCCACCUGGCCGAGGACGACUCGGACGAAGACGAGCACGUGCGGGCACCGGGCGCGCCCCCGCACCAGCCGGGCCACUGCCUCCAGUGGGCCUGCAAGGCCUGCAAGCGCAAGUCUAGCUUCGUGGACCGCCGGCGCGCCGCCACCAUGCGAGAGCGCCGCCGCCUCAAGAAAGUCAACCACGCCUUCGAGGCCCUGCGCCGCUGCACCUCGGCCAACCCCAGCCAACGCCUGCCCAAGGUGGAGAUCCUGCGGAACGCCAUCCAGUACAUCGAGAGUCUCCAGGAGCUCCUCCGGGAGCAGGUGGACCACUACUACAGCGGCUCCGAACCCGCCAGCCCUUUGUCCAGCUGCUCCGACAGCAUGCCGGACAGCAACAGUCCAGUGUGGCAGCAGCUCAACUACAGCAGCGCUUAUUCCUAUGCUAAGAACGAGAGUCUGUCGGACAAGCCGGCGGGUGCGUCCAGCCUGCAGUGCCUUUCCAGCAUCGUGGACCGGCUGUCAAUGCCCCAAUUCGGUCGCCGGGCCAGCCAGGCUGUCCCGUCGCCCACCAACUUGGCCGACACGCAGCCGUGUACGCCGGGUAGCCCCGUCUACCACGUCCUGGAAUUUGGUGUGGUUGGUGUCAAAAAUCUAAGCAAGUGUUACCAACAGGAAUGGUGAAGGGAGGUUCGGGGGGGUGCGUGAGAGGAAUUGGUGAGGGACCAACCGAGUGUACUUAUUUGUUCUUUCCAACCAAAUGUGAGUCAUCACCAACACCCUUGAUGAUUUCAUCAACACAUCCACAGUCGAGAGCAAAUGGCCUUUAAUAGCACGUUUUGUCGGAUUGGGGCGGGGGCUUUGUGUGAAAGGGAAUCACGACUUCAAGGGUGUCACCCUGAGGUGAAAAAAAUAGGCAACCACCAAAUAACAUUGACUUGCUCAAAAACAUACUACAGUACUUGAUGUGGCUUGGACUCAUAGUAUUGCUAAACAGUGGGUGAAAUAGUCACUUUUUUUUUUUUUUUUUUUUUAAAGAAAAAUGACAAAGAGCGACCAAUGACAAUUUGCAAAAAGCAAAUUAUUUCACUUACUUUUCAAAUGACGUGCUAACAGUGCAGCACUCCGCUAAAAGUUGAAACACGUGGAACAACUUAACAAAGUAAUAUCAUGUGUCUAUUUUUUUCUACAUGUUUUCAGCAUUAUUGUAAUGAAUGAAAAUGAAAUUUAUGGUAUAUUGUGACAUUCAUUUGCACUUGAUGGCUUUGUUUGCGGCACUCACCAAUGCAGCAGAGAGACAACGGCAGGCAUAGCAGGCAUUCCAGGUGGCGGCUUGAGGUCCACUGACCUCCCUAACUUUGCAUGCAACACUAAAUGUCACCCAUGACAUUUUUCCAUGAGACGCGUCAUGCUCGGGAAUGGCCAGGCCUGUGUCGAACAAACCAGGAUUAGUAUGACAUGCCGUUUUAGAAAAAUUUGCAUUACCAUUGUAGGUUUUGUUAGGUUUCGUUUAGAUAAUUCAUUCAAUUAAACUAUGUCGAUACCAUGCUGAUCAUAGGCAUAAAAAUGCAAUUCAAAGUGCUUCAACACCUACCUUUUUUAAUAUUUCCAAUACAUCAACAAACCAAUUAUUUGUCUUUCUGAAUUAGCUAUAAUGUUUUAAAUGUAUGUGUAAAUUGGGACUAUUGUAAACUUUUUAAGUCAUGUUUUCUCAAAAGUGCUUUGCUACAGCUUCAACUGUUGUGAAAGCGCGAAAAAAAUAAAGCUGAGUUGAGUCA